GCUUGCGUUGCGGAUGGGGCGUAAGGAGGACAGGCGGCAUUCUUGUGAGUUUGGGACUGUUGUUGUGUCAGCUGAUCCGGGAUCGGGACUGCUAUAUCCAUUCAUCCUGGAGCUCCUGCGCGAGAGGAUCAUCUUGGAGCUCAUGGGCACCAUUAAUAUGUACCCAAAACCAACGCUAUUACUCCAACGUGGAUAAAGGAAAAACGACUUAAUCAUGCGCACACACUCGUACCAAUGGAUACGCGUUCGACUCGCGCUGGAGAUGUCGGGGACACUUUGAUUUACUUGUCCGCAUCGUUUCUGAAAGUCUGCAACUGUUGUAGGAGUUAUUCCGCAGUUAGGAAGUACUUGAUUGUAGCCGUGGUGUGCUUUGGUUAUCUGUUUUUCACUGUUCAUGUUAGUCACACGUCCAAUCGUCAAGAUAAACGCCCGGAACUGUGGACUGGAAAUAGCGUUUAUUCUCGGAGUAAAACUAACCAGGGCCUCGCCGAUGGGGAGGUGAAUGAAUCCGUGAGCCCGACCAGAGUUAAUGUGGUGUAUAUAACGCUCAAAUCCAAGCGGCACAAACCGGCCAUCAUCAGGGGCACAGUGCGACCCAAACUCCGGAAAAAGAAAGUUAAAGUGAAACAGCAGGAUGGCGUACCGGACCGAGAAAAGAGCGAGAGGCAAAUCACAAACACCGCUGUCGGACGACUGCCAUAUUCUGAGUUUAAUGGCAGGGACGAUGAUUAUUCAUCCAUCAGGAUUUACAGUACAAGAGCUCCUCCGUGGUUCAGCAGUAAGGACAUCACCGCCAUGCGCUUUCUAGCGGAUAGCAAAAUUACGCAAAUUGACGAAGUUGCACAUCGCGGAUUUUCUUCUUUGAUUUUGUUUAAAAGUGCGACGAAUCGUAGCGACAAUGCCACCGAAUGUUGCGGUGUUGUCAAGCGACCCGUGGACAUGAGUGAAGUGUUCGCCUUUCAUCUGGACAGGAUCCUGGGACUGAACAGAACCUUGCCAGCUGUCAGCAGGAGAUUCCACUCUCUUGGAGAUGGACAGCCUUGUCCGGUGGUUUUGUGGGAUCCUUCUCUAGGCCCGGUAGCAGAUCAACCCUCUGAGAAACUGAACUGGGGCUCAUAUCAAACCUCUCUCAAACACAAGUGCUGGCAUCGUGGCGUCACACCCAAACCAGAGUGGGGCUGCAGCAGCAUACACCACCACGAAUGGAGCAAGCUUGUAGUCUUUGAUUUCCUCCUGCAGAUCUAUGAACGGCUUGAUAAAAACUGCUGUGGAUUCAAGCCCCGUCCAGAAGACACCUGUGUUGAGCUAGGUCACCAUGAGGAAUGUAAAAACAAGGACAGUAUAGAGCUAACACACAUAAUCCACCGCAGACAUGACCCACACCACCUGGUCUUCUUCAACAACAAGGGCUACUUCGACCGAGAUGAGGACAAUCUGGACUUCAGGCUACUAGAGGGCAUCAAAGAGCUACCGGAUCAGUGUGUGUUUGUGUUGAGGUCUCAGCGUCUCAGAGAAAAGCUCCUGCAAUCGCUGUUUCUGGACCAGCAGUACUGGGACAGUCAGGGCGGACGGCAAGGCAUUGAAAAACUCAUUGACGUAAUUGAGAGAAGAGCUAAAGUCUUGCUCACGUACAUCAAUGCCCAUGGGAUUAAAGUAGUACCUAUGAACUCUUGACAGACGAGGCUUCAGUUUUCAAUGUGUAAGACGAAUCACCAACCUUUCGAUUUCCAGUAAAGGCAUGAUAAAGUGAAACUCUUUCGGUCGCAACUCUCUGCAAUACAGAAAUGUGUGUGGUGUUGUAAGUAGUUUCCAGUUUAAGAUGGAGUUAAGGGGUCAUUUUUGCCAUUGACAUUCCUCAGGUUAAAGGUGCUGUAAGUGAUAGGAUCUGUUUCGUAACUUCCACCACACUUAGCCUUUUCAUUUGACCACCUCUGCUGUCAAAAAUCAUGUCCACUAGCAAGCCUAAAGUUGAGCAACACAAACGCUGUUUUUUUAUUUUUGUUUACACAACUAUUAGGUUCUCCAACAUGCAGUACAAUUCACAUUUUCCAUCUCUUUUUCCAUGUCCGUUUGAUUUUUUUCAAACAUUUUUAAGUAUAUCUUUCUUUGUGUUUGACAGAAGAACGAAACUCAAGCUUUGGAACGAGUAGAGGGUGAGUAAAUGAUGACAAAAUGUUCUUUUUGGCUGAACUAUCACUUUAACUGUCAUCCUUGGGGAAAACACAAUGUUGUGAGUCAGUUUUGCAAAGUCACUUAACCAGGUUUGGUUCAGGCAUUACAGAAUGACAAAAUUUGAGAUUAUUAGUUCAGUUAUCAAAUCUGUUGAGUGCAAUGAUAUUUUUCUAUUAUUAUUAUUUGAUCACUCGGAAACUAUCCAUCAUAGUUUUUGUCUUUUUGAAAAAAAAUGUAAUGCACAUCUUGACAUUUCCAUCCAGCUUUUUUUAUUUUUAUUUUAUUUUAUUUUUAUUUUUUAAUAUGUAUUUUGUCAAAUCCCAAAAUGUGCAUUCAAAAGAACAUUUUUACAGAGAGGGUGGCUCAAUAAACCCUUCACCUGACAGUUUGAUUGACAGGCCAUCCAGCCAAUCAAAAUACCAAUAUUCUGUGCCUCUGUCAAUUGACCCUUCGCUAAGCCCCGCCCUUCUUAGUUACUGUUGCUACGCCUGUCAAGCUUUCUGCCUGACAUGGCUUUUACAAUGUGUAUGCACUGGUGUCAGACAUUGCCAGGGAUAUAAUGUCAUUUUUGGCGAACAGGUGAGAUAUCUGAGAAAGCCAGACAAAAAAGGACUGCAGUAUGCGUUACAGGGGUAUAUUCACGACAUAAUAGGCAACCGAAUAGAGAAUAAUUCAAUCAAAAUUGAAGCUAGCUUAGCCUAGCCGCCUCAUACGCUAACCAUUCAACAGCUUAGUUCAUGCACAGCAGAAGAGGUGACAUUUAAAAAUAAUCUAACAACAACUAAUUAAACCGGGAUUUCUCUAUUUUUAGCCAGAAAGCCUGAUAGACUAUUGUUGUGCAAUGAAAUAUAGCGUUACUAACCGAUGAGGAAACACGCAUGGACAGAGCUUUUACAUAGUUUAUUCAUAGAAAGAGCAGCCAGAAAGGGGAAAUUGAUGGAUUUGUGUUGAAUAUUAGCAUCAUAACAAUGUACAGUUAGUUACCUAUUACUUGUCAGUAUGUUUGUGUGCUCUUUAUAAAUGACUGAAAAACAGCUGCUGGUAAAGUAUAUUGAUUGCAAGUGCUCAGUUUGUGAUCACAUCUCUGUUUUGUUCUGUUGAUUUGUAAUUUCAAAUAUUCGUAGCUCAAAACAGAUGGAAAUAUGAAGUUCAGUAAAGUUAGCAACAGAUUCGCAGUUUCGUAUUUUCCGGAUCAAUAACUCAUGCCAUUAUGACCUAUAAUGCCCAUAAUAUACCUCAUAAUAUUGAGCGGAAAAAAGAAAAAGACAGCUGGGAAACAUAACCUGCUUUGUAUUUUUUGUAGUAAACACGGUUUAGAUCUGUUUGGGGUAAGAGGUGUGUGAGUUAUUGCCAUCGGUCUAUCACUGAAUGUGUCAGGACUAUCAAAACAAAACCAACUUAACUCCGCUCCUUUAGCGCCACUCACACAGCUUGAUCCACGCUGGGAUUUCUCCUCUUGGGUUUUUGGUUUUGAAAAGGAAAAAAAUUCCACCAUCCCGCCCAAACUUUUAGGAUACCGGGUGUCAGAUUUGCACAAUCCAUAUGCACACAACAUUUUUUUUGUCCUGUUUCCCUUGCUCGAAAGCUUGACAGAGCCCCUGCACGUAGCUAAGCCACGAUUUUUGGAUGGCGGUUUUUGAGUGUGGCUUAGCGAAGGGUCAAUUUCAGGCAUUUUGUCCGACAGGCAUUUCAGUAGAGUAGCAUUGACAAUUAACAUAAAAAAGGUGUAAACGUGUUUGUAUGGGACUUGCAAUGCAUACAGUAGGUACCCAUAAAGGCUACUGGCCUUAAUGUGUAUCCGGAAGUGCGCUCGUUUUUGUGAUUGUUUUCGAACUUCCGAUUCAGUUUCCUAUGAGAGAAAUGACUAGGAAUAAUAAACACGGUCAAACUCUAAAAACAAGUGUGUUAUUAAACAUAAAUCUAUUCAUAAAAAGUAGAAUAAUACAAUAAUAAAAUAUACGUUUUUGACAUAUGCUGUAAAAAAUGCUGGAUUCUACACAAUCAAUUUGUGUUCAGGCUACAUGAAGGAAUUAAGUUAACUUAUUAGUUUUUUACAAAUUGAAGUG
Messenger RNA from Danio aesculapii, 4238 nucleotides. It is a transcript of the gene gask1b, whose product is annotated as golgi associated kinase 1B. The record is from RefSeq and is a predicted model, not a curated record. NCBI's taxonomy places the organism in Eukaryota, Metazoa, Chordata, Actinopteri, Cypriniformes, Danionidae. Gene Ontology annotation, cellular component: Golgi apparatus. Bases 235 to 1674 code for a protein of 479 amino acids. The transcript has 4 exons.